UUUCUGUUUUCUCUCACUUGCUGUCAUAUCUCAUUUUAUUUAUUACAAUUUUGGUUCAUCAUUUUAAUGGAGCUGGCAUUAAAUGUAUCAUACAUAACUCUUGAUGGGUUUUUCCAUGUGAACAAAUACAGAUAUCUUUAUUUUAUGAUCAUGUUUACUGUAUACAUUCUCAUACUCUGUUGUAAUUUCACCAUUGUAUUCCUCAUUGUGGUUGAGAAAAGUCUCCAUGAGCCUAUGUACAUUUUUAUUGCAGCUUUGCUAUUGAACUCUGUUAUGUUAAGCACUGUUAUUUACCCAAAGCUUUUGAUUGACUUUUUAUCUAAAAGACAGAUCAUAUUUUAUUCCGUCUGUCUCUUUCAGUUUUUUAUGUUUUACUCCUUGGGUGGUUCAGAAUUUUUACUCUUGUUUGCCAUGGCCUAUGACAGAUAUGUGUCUAUAUGCAAACCUCUGCAAUAUCCAAUUAUCAUGACAAAAAACACUAUCAGCAUUUUUUUAACCUUAGCUUGGAUUGUGCCUUCUUCUCAGGUUGCAGUGGCAGCUGUAUUAAUGGCCAAUAAAAAAAUCUGUAACUUUACUUUCACUGGAAUUUUUUGCAACAAUACAAUUUACAAGCUUCUAUGUGUGCAUUCAAAAGCACAGACUGUAUAUGAUAUGGUUGUACUAUUUAAUGUUGCAAUUCUCCCUGCAGUUUUCAUAUUCUUCACUUACACCAGGAUACUUGUGAUAUCCUAUCAAAGCUGUAAAGAAGUCAGGAGAAAAGCUGCACAGACCUGUUUGCCCCACUUGAUAGUUUUGAUCAGCUAUUUGUGUUUGUGUGCAUUUGAUAUCAUUAUAUCUGGUCUGGAGUCUAAUUUUCCAAAGAUUGUACAUUCAAUAUUGACUUUGCAAAUCGUAAUGUAUCCUCCCCUUUUCAAUCCAAUUAUAUAUGGACUAAAAAUGAAGGAGAUUUCUAAACACCUCAAAAGGUUGUUCUGCGCUGUCAAAAUAAACUAA
Molecule: messenger RNA, 993 nt
Organism: Oreochromis aureus
Lineage: Eukaryota; Metazoa; Chordata; Actinopteri; Cichliformes; Cichlidae
Product: olfactory receptor 6N2-like
Exons: 1
Coding region: 67-993 (308 amino acids)
Biological process (GO): G protein-coupled receptor signaling pathway
Cellular component (GO): membrane
Molecular function (GO): G protein-coupled receptor activity; olfactory receptor activity
Source: RefSeq, a predicted model, not a curated record